Molecule: messenger RNA, 1808 nt
Organism: Ziziphus jujuba (common jujube)
Lineage: Eukaryota; Viridiplantae; Streptophyta; Magnoliopsida; Rosales; Rhamnaceae
Exons: 9
Coding region: 102-1601 (499 amino acids)
Biological process (GO): proteolysis
Molecular function (GO): serine-type exopeptidase activity; dipeptidyl-peptidase activity
Source: RefSeq, a predicted model, not a curated record
UCAAAUAAUUGAUCAUUUUAGGAAAUAGAACACUUUAAAAGGAUGCGUUUACUACAAAGACUUUGAAGUACCACAUCGAAACCCUUUAACCAUACCUAGCCAUGAAAUCUCUUUCAUCUUCAUCCCACCUGCUCCAUCUCAUUUUUAUUCUGAUUCUCUCAAACUCUGCCUCUGCGACAGAGUUUAAGCUUAAUAUUCCGAGGCUUAGUCCAAUCGGAGGGUUAACUCUCGACGACAUCCAAACUUCAUCUUCAUCUUUGUCGUCGGACUUCGAAACAUUUUACUACACACAAACACUUGAUCAUUUCAACUACAGGCCAGAAAGUUACACAACUUUUCAACAAAGAUAUGUGAUCAAUUCCAAGUAUUGGGGUGGCUCCAAGAUUAAUGCACCAAUUUUGGCUUACUUUGGAGCAGAAGCACCAUUGGAUGGUGAUCUAACAAGUAUUGGGUUUCUCACUGAUAACGCCCUUCAAUUUAAUGCCUUCCUGGUUUAUAUAGAGCAUAGGUACUAUGGGAAAUCAAUUCCAUUUGGAUCAAGGAAAGAAGCUCUAAGAAAUGCAAGCACUCUUGGGUAUUUCAAUUCAGCUCAAGCAAUAGCAGAUUAUGCAGCUAUACUCUUGCAUCUGAAGAAGAAACUAGAUGCUCAAUACUCACCAAUCAUUGUUAUCGGAGGAUCCUAUGGAGGAAUGCUAGCUUCAUGGUUUAGACUAAAGUAUCCCCAUAUAACCCUUGGAGCUCUGGCCUCAUCAGCUCCAAUUCUUUACUUUGACGACAUUACACCACAAGAUGGAUACUACUCAAUUGUCACCAAGGAUUUCAGAGAAAUAAGUGAGAAUUGCUACCAAACCAUACUAAAUUCAUGGUCUGAAAUCGAUAAAAUUGCUGUGGAACAAAACGGUCUUUUGACGCUUAGCCAAAAGUUCCAAACUUGCGAACCAUUGCAGGAGUCAUCAGAACUGAAGUUGUACCUGCAAUCACUGUAUUCCAGGGCAGCCCAGUACAAUCGGCCACCCAAAUAUCCGGUUAGUCAGAUCUGUGGAGGGAUUGACGGAGCUCCAGUUGGAAGCGAUAUACUUGACAAGGUAUUCGCAGGUGUCGUUGCUCGUCUUGGAAAUAUAUCUUGCUAUGUCAAUCAACCCCAAAAUGUUUCUGAAACUACUGUGGGUUGGAGAUGGCAGACAUGCAGUGAAAUGGUGAUACCUAUAGGCCGCGGCAAUGAUACAAUGUUUCCACCUGCCCCUUUUGAUCUAAACGCCUUCACCAACCGUUGUAUUGAGUUGUAUGGUGUCCCUCCUCGCCCUCAUUGGGUCACUACUUAUUAUGGAGGUCAUGAUAUAAAACUCAUACUCCAAAGGUUUGGUAGCAAUAUCAUUUUCUCCAAUGGGCUGAAAGACCCUUACAGUAGUGGCGGGGUGUUGGACGACAUAUCAGACAGCAUUUUAGCCGUUCAUACACUCAAUGGGUCACAUUGCUUAGAUAUUACUAGAGCAAAUGAAAGUGAUCCACAAUGGUUAGUCCAGCAGCGCAAGAUCGAGGUGAAGAUUAUUGAAGGAUGGAUUUCAAAGUAUUAUGCAGAUCUUGCAGCCUUUAGAAAAUAACAAAAUCAUGCCGUUUUGCAAAUAAUUAGACAUAUGUGUGUGUGUGUGUGUGUGUGUGUGUGUGCGUGCGUGUGUGUGUGUGUGUGUGUUUGUGUAUGUGUCUAUUAAAGUAUAUUGAAAUAAGUAAAUUGUAGCACAGUACUUAAUAUAAAAAAAUUCUAUUACAGUACAAAAAACAACAUAUAUAUAUAUAUAUACACACAUAUA